GGAAGAUAGAAAGCUAUUUACCAGCAGCUACUUGAACCUUGAUAUAAUGAAAUGUAAUUGAUUGACAGUCAGUUCCUGGGCCCUUCGCACGCUCUCCAGCGUAUUCUUUAGAAUCCAUUGAGUUCCGCUUAUUUAUAAACCCUGAGUGGCUUUGCUCGCUCCGCUACACAUUGAGUCUUCAGGGAGUACAGCAUGGUUUUGGUCUUGAAAAUGGUCGAUUCUGUACGACCUGUAAUGAUAUUGACAACUUGGACAACCCCCUGCCUAUUGAUACCCGCAGCAGAACAGACUCUUGCGUUCUGUCAGCAGAUGUCGCCUCAACGUUGGAGUCCACAACUUCGGCAUUAUGAAUAGUGCCAUAGCGUAUGCGGCUUGGACAUUCUUUUUUUUGGCAAAGGCCAUGGGGUGGAGUCAACUCGACUUUCCCAUUCGAUCAGUAGGAAAUGAUAAGGCUUCGCAAUUGGUCAAGUCAGUCGUAGGCCCAUCGCUAUUUCAAGUCAGUGCUCUUGUUCCAUUAAUUGACCGUGUUCAUGAGUGGGUUGUAGAGGUCUAUAAAGGUAUCUUUGAUGUCUCCGAGUUGGAUAGUCUUUUUCACGCUGUGCCUGACAGCAUCAUGGCGGGUUUCUGUCUACAUGUGGCGAUUGUUCCCUGCUUCUUCGAUGCACCGCAGACAUCCUCAUGCUGGACUUGUAGUGGCAAGUCAUGUCACAAGUACCUCUGAACUGGCCUGUUUCCAAGAGGGUGUUGCUGUGACCAAUACUCUCAGGUUCAGCUAUCUAGUGUCGAUGUUGAAUGGGCGGGAAAGGUGAAAGGGGUUCCUGGUGUUUUCUUGAGCCAGGUAAGAUCAGGCAAGCAUUCUUUCCUUGGAAACCCUCUCCGCUGUAAUGCGACUGAAUGACUGAAGGAUAGACAUUAGACUUGAUGAUCCAGGCCAUUUUACAAUCGAGUCAGAGUCAGAAGUUGCAGUUGGCAAGCCGCGUGUUGUAUCGACUUGGCGGUCCCUAAUCUCGCGCUCUCCAACAAAACCUCAUAUCUAUCCGGUAUGGUGUAGUGGCUAACAUUUCGCGCUCUCAUAACCUGAGAGAUCUGUUCCGCGGAGCCCAGGGUUCGAUUCC
Molecule: messenger RNA, 1115 nt
Organism: Fusarium redolens
Lineage: Eukaryota; Fungi; Ascomycota; Sordariomycetes; Hypocreales; Nectriaceae
Exons: 1
Coding region: 347-721 (124 amino acids)
Source: RefSeq, a predicted model, not a curated record